UCCGGGUAGCGAGAGAGGAGGGGCGGUGUUCCAGCGCAAAGAUCCUCAGUUCCUCGCAGGUCAUUGGACAGGAUGUGUGAUGUCACGCCGUGAGCGCAACGCUGAUUGGUGAAUGGCGUGUAGAUGCGACGUAAACAAAGCGGCGAGGAGAGGUUUGAACUUCACUGUGUGUCCGCGUAGGCUGCGCGUACGGAGAGCACGGUGACGAACCGCAAAGCGUAAAGUUGUGACAGUUCACUAAUAGAAUAGCAAAAAGAAAUCUCUUAGGUGCACUGUUGGUUGUUUUUCACUGAUGAGGGUUGAGACGUUGCUCAGUGCGUUUAUUUUAAAUUACAAAACCCCGUGCGCUUCGUCUCGGUGCUGUUGCGCGCAUUCAGGUCUGUAACACCAGCACACGCUGCCUGCAGGCCUGCAGUAGCUCAGGUGGCACAACGGCAGGCAACAUGAACAACGUCGGUCUGCUUUGCCGCUGUCAUCUGUAGUCACAGGCUACAUACCACGAGGGAUUUCCGAAGCUUGGUGGGUCGCCGGACAGAGCGGCUUCUCUUCUUCAUAUUAGUGAAACUGUCAUGCUGCCCAAAGUCGAGUCAGAGUGCCUGGGACUCUCUCGGUCGCAUGGGGAGCAGGGCCACAUUCCCGCAAACAUGCAAGCCCCUCAGUUUAAAAUGAUGGACUACUCCUACGAUGAAGACCUGGAUGAGAUGUGUCCCGUGUGUGGAGACAAAGUAUCCGGAUAUCACUACGGCCUGCUCACCUGUGAGAGCUGCAAGGGCUUCUUCAAGCGCACCGUGCAGAACAACAAGCGCUACACAUGUAUUGAGAACCAGAGCUGUCAGAUAGACAAGACACAGCGUAAGCGCUGCCCUUACUGCCGCUUCCAGAAGUGCCUCAACGUCGGCAUGAAGCUGGAAGCUGUGAGGGCGGACCGCAUGCGCGGUGGUCGAAACAAGUUUGGCCCCAUGUACAAGCGGGACCGUGCGCUAAAGCAGCAGAAGAAAGCACUGAUCCGUGCAAGCGGCCUCAAGCUGGAAUCCAUGAACCACAGCAUGCAGACCGCUCCCGCUGACCUCACUAUCUCCUCUGCUAUCCAGACCAUCCACUCGGCUUCCAAGGGGCUGGCACUGAGCCACCACCACCACCACCACCACCACCACCAACACCAUCAACAUCACCAGCAUCACCAGUCCAGCUCUGACUAUGACCGCAGCCCCUUUGUCCCGUCUCCCGUCAGCAUGGCCAUGCCACCGCAGGGCUACCAGGCCUACGGGCACUUCCAGAGCCGAGCCAUCAAGUGCGAAUACCCCGAGCCAUACGGCAGCUCGCCCGAAUCGUUGAUGGGCUACGCGUACGCCGAAGCGCCGGGAUUCCCACGCUUAGUAGCUGAGCUGCUCAAGUGUGAGCCCGAUGAGCCGCAAGUGCAAGCCAAGAUCCUGGCCUACCUGCAGCAGGAGCAGGCCGGCCGCAGCAAGCAUGACAAGCUCAACACGUUUGGCCUCAUGUGCAAGAUGGCCGACCAGACGCUCUUUUCUAUCGUCGAAUGGGCGCGCAGCAGCAUCUUCUUCCGUGAGUUGAAGGUUGAUGACCAAAUGAAGCUUCUCCAAAACUGCUGGAGCGAGCUUCUUAUCCUUGACCAUAUUUUCCGACAGGUGAUUCACACCAAGGAGGGCUCCAUACUGCUGGUUACAGGGCAACAGGUGGACUAUGCGUUAAUUGCAUCUCAAGCUGGGGCCACACUCAACAACCUCCUGAGUCGGGCGCAGGAACUGGUCAGCAAGCUGCGCUCCCUUCAGCUGGAUCAGAGAGAGUUUGUCUGCCUCAAGUUCCUGGUGCUGUUUAGCUUAGAUGUGAAGAACCUGGAGAACUUCCACCUGGUGGAGAGUGUUCAGGAGCAGGUGAACGCAGCGCUGCUUGAUUACGUCAUGUGUAACUACCCACAGCAGACAGAUAAAUUCGGCCAGCUGUUGCUGCGGCUGCCUGAGAUCCGCGCCAUCAGCCUGCAGGCCGAGGAAUAUCUGUACUACAAACACCUGAACGGCGACGUUCCCUGCAACAACCUGCUUAUUGAGAUGCUGCAUGCAAAACGAGCUUGAACCAAACAUUUCUGAAUCAACACAAUGCACACACUGCUCCCAGACAACAAUCUUCCAGUCCAGCAUCAUUAGCAGCCACAGCAUUGCAGAACAUGCACUCAGAUGCCUCCACAUGCCGGUGUUGUGCUUACACUGCAUGGUUCAUGUUGUUUCAGUGAAUGAUUUGGGCCAAAACAGAGAAGAAGAUGUCAAUAAACACUUUUUGGUUGAGGGGAAUGCACUCAGCCCCUGAUCCAGCAGAACAGUGAUGUACUGACUUCUGAUGUCUUGGUACAGGUUCUUAUAUAUUUGCAAAACGUCUGCAGUUUUGUGAGCAGCUAAACGUAAUUAUUUCCUCUCACUGAGACUGUAAGCUUGAGGGUUUGAUAUGGCACAUUUCAUUUCUUCUCCACAACUUGGACCAGUCAUUGCUCUUGACAGCCAGCAUAUGAGCUGUAGAUUGAAGUCAUCUGGAUCAGCUGAUUGUGACUGUGACAUGUGUCAGAAACGUAACGACAUGCAGUACAAACAGUACUAUCAUGUUCAAAUCGCCUGACCUUCUUCCUCUUACGUUACAGGUUAAAAACAUGCCCUCUACGAAAAACAAAAUGAACUUUUAACCUCUAAGCCAGGACUCAUUCUUUUAUUUCUAACUUAUUAAACACUUAUGUUUAUCAGUAUGGUCUCACUGAUGCAGUGUUAGAGAAAAGAACACUAUAAAACUGUAAGAGCCUAUAAGAUCCUUUUUGUCCCUCAACUCUACCCCCUCAUCACAAUGUGGACGACGCUGUUGCAGAGCCAAGACGAAGCAAUACUGCCUCAGUCCAACCAGACCAAAGCCUGCUGCAGAACAAACCCAACAAUCACACAAUUUUAUUGUCAGUAUUAUGUGAGUCUUGCCUUAUUUUAUUACCAUGCUAGCUAACUGUGCUGAUGUGAAUUAUAACAUGUAAAAAUGUAAUAUAUAUAUAUAUAUAUAUAUAUAUAUAUAUAUAUAUAUAUAUAUAUAUAUAUAUAUAUAUAUAUAGUAUUAAUGUACUACAACUAAGCCGAGGUGUUUACAUUCAUGUGGUCAUGUGGGAGAGAACUGUGAUGUAAAGUGGAGGUGAGCUGAACUGCUAAAUUGCAAAGCAAUGAAUUCUUAUAUAUAUAUAAAAAAAAAGAUAAAGAAAAAAAGAAAGAAAGAAAUCUGUUCUUCUGGUUUGCUUUCUUCAGUGUGUACAGUUUUCAUCUUGACCAGUACUUAACAAUGUCGUGAGACACUAAAAUCAGAAAGGAAUCUCACUUUAUAUUUGUGGUCAGUUUGGUCAAUUUGAUCAUUUUUAACUGAUUGUGCAAGCUUUUUUUUUUUUAUCUUUAUUUCACAUUUUUAUGUUCUCCUUUCAUGUAUGUCACUGCAUAAGCAUAAACAUAAUUUAUUGUGCACUGCUUUUACCCGUGUGUGUAAGCACAAGGACCGUCAACAAUGAUGUAUUUGUACAUUAAAGCAUGUUUUUUAAAAGAAAAUGUAUAUACGCAAGACGCAAGUCCACAAAACAUCUGUCCAUCUCUGAUGAGAGGCAUAUUCAAGUGAAGUCAUGUGACUGUGGCAACUUCUUUCUCAGUAUUCGUGCUUCUGGUUUAUACCAAAGACAGCAUCUGCCCUUUGACGUGUAGUUACCUGAUCUACAUCUCGACUAACGAGCAGCAGCUCAGAUCAGCGCUCAUCAUCGUCGGCUGAUCAGACGACCAGCUGGAGGGCUUGGGAUGUCUUUCACAAGUAUUGGGUCAUGAUUAGUGUUGGGACAGUAAUCUUUCUGGACAUUACUGAAUGUUUGCCUCACUUAUUAAUGAAAGUAAUUAUGGUGGUCUCACUAUAUUUAUUGAAUUUUGAAAAUAAAAAUAAAAAGCUCUUUACUUUGUAUA
Molecule: messenger RNA, 3974 nt
Organism: Tachysurus fulvidraco (yellow catfish)
Lineage: Eukaryota; Metazoa; Chordata; Actinopteri; Siluriformes; Bagridae
Gene: nr5a2
Product: nuclear receptor subfamily 5, group A, member 2
Exons: 8
Coding region: 570-2090 (506 amino acids)
Biological process (GO): hormone-mediated signaling pathway; regulation of transcription by RNA polymerase II; tissue development
Cellular component (GO): RNA polymerase II transcription regulator complex
Molecular function (GO): RNA polymerase II cis-regulatory region sequence-specific DNA binding; nuclear receptor activity; zinc ion binding
Source: RefSeq, a predicted model, not a curated record